Molecule: messenger RNA, 1015 nt
Organism: Xenopus laevis (African clawed frog)
Lineage: Eukaryota; Metazoa; Chordata; Amphibia; Anura; Pipidae
Gene: sult6b1.5.S
Product: sulfotransferase family 6B member 1 gene 5 S homeolog
Exons: 7
Coding region: 38-943 (301 amino acids)
Molecular function (GO): sulfotransferase activity
Source: RefSeq, a predicted model, not a curated record
UUUCUAUAGUAUAGUAGCACUGGAUCAGUGGAAGAAAAUGGCUAACAGGGAGAAAUUUGUCGAAGAAGUAAAUAAAAUGUUGGAAGCCGUAAAGGAUUUAUCGCCUGACAAAAUGUUGUUCAGAUACAAUGGUGUCUUAUAUCCCACUGUAUUGUGUAAACAAGAGAUGUUUGAAGCACUAAACACUUUUGAGACAAGAGAAGAAGACAUUCUCAUGGCAGCUUAUCCCAAAUGUGGAACCAACUGGACUCUUCAUCUCCUACAGGACAUAGUCUAUGCAGUGCACAAGAAGGAUCCAGCUGCAGUUAUACCGAUGUUAGAAUUUUGUGGAGAAAACAAAUUUGAGAAACUCAAAGAAGAGGCUUCACCAAGAGUUUUGGGAACACAUUUAAGUUAUGAUGGCAUUCCAAAAAGCUUCUUUAAUAAGCCAUUGAAGAUGUUAGUUGUAUUUCGGAAUCCAAAAGACACAGCAUUAUCCUACUACCAUUUCUAUAACAACAAUCCAACUUUACCGAAGUACAGUUGCUGGGACACAUUUUUUGAAGAUUUCAUGGCAGGAAAUGUUUGCUGGGGAUCAUAUUUUGAUCAUGUUCUGGCAUGGAACAAACACAUUGAUAAUGAAAAUAUUAUGAUAGUAACAUUCGAAGAGUUGAAAAAGGACUUGGAGGUAGCGGUAAGAAAUAUCUCCAAAUUCUUUGGGUUCUCUCUGACUGAAGAGCAAAUACGGAGCAUUGCGGACAAGGGCACAUUCAAGUCCAUGAAGGAGAAAUCGGAAGAAACUCAUGGCGCCAUGGGAAAAUCAAUUUUUAGAAAAGGUGAAGUGGGAGACUGGAGAAAUAUAUUCACAGAAGCUCAAAACCAAGAAAUGGAUGCAAAAUUUGAAGCGUGUUUAGCUGGAACGAAACUAGGAGAAAUGUUGCAGUACAAUGUAUACUGCAAAUGAUGAACAGUUUAAUACACAUUUACAAAAGUAAUAAAAUCAGUGAAUUACUAAUUAAAAGGCGCUUACAUAUAA